Pistacia vera is the source of this 3988-nucleotide messenger RNA. RefSeq names its product protein NLP2-like. The coding region runs from base 739 to 3561 and encodes 940 amino acids. Gene Ontology annotation, molecular function: protein binding; DNA-binding transcription factor activity. The transcript is spliced from 6 exons. NCBI's taxonomy places the organism in Eukaryota, Viridiplantae, Streptophyta, Magnoliopsida, Sapindales, Anacardiaceae. The record is from RefSeq and is a predicted model, not a curated record.
UGAAGUUUAUGGAUUUGAUAAUGGCAGUGGUGAUUCUAAAAUGAAAAACAGAAGAGUAAGUGAUCAAGUUAAACUUGUUUUCCUUAGAAUCAAAGCGGGGGUGUGUGUUUCAGACUCAGUUACAAGGAUGUCCUGAGCUGCAGUGGGAGUUAAUUCUUGUAGGUCCCACCAAUAUCUUUUUCUGGAGAAGAUUCUUCACGCGCAUGGCUGGAAACUAUAAUAAAUGACCCCCAAAAGCGAUGUGAUAAUAAAUCACUGUGAGAGAAUUGUUUUCUAAUUAAUUGUACUGUACUUUGUGUUCUCUUUUUAUGUGGUUGGGCUUCCUUCAUUAAACCAAACAGAAAACUCAAAACUUUCACUGAAAAAAAUCUUCUUCUGUUGAUGUUUUUUGUGUUUUGCUUCUUAUUGACCCAGUUUUAGAUUUGCUUCAGUGACUCUUACAUACCCAACUCAAGUUUUUCAAAGAAUCUUCAUAAAUUUACUGAUGUUAUUAUUGCCUUCAGCAUCAGAACUCUUUCAGAUCAACCAGAAAUGCUAGUUGACAAAAACAAAAUUUUGUUGACGAUGUUUCUGCGACUCGGACAGAUUGGGUUUUUGGAUACUGGCAAAAGCAAUCCUUCCUGGAAGUUCCUCUUUUUGUUUUUCAUCUUUACUGUACUAUUGUGUUUUGGUUCAUAAUACCAUUUGACAUUCGGAUUUACUAGUCUUUGGUAGAUGCAAAUUUGAAGAAUUAUCGAUAUGGAUGAUGGUACUUCUUCACCUAAUUCAAUGUUUGGAGCCCUCCCGGAUACUGCCAUGGAUUUGGAUUUCAUGGAUGAGCUCUUGUUGGAAGGAUGCUGGUUAGAGACCACAGAUACAUUCGACUUUUUACAGCCGGGUCCUUCAAGUUCCAGUGCUGUUCCACAGUUUUUGCCUUAUUCAGAGUCUAAUACUGGUUUGAAUAUAAACCUACAUCCUCAUCGACAAAUCUAUCAAGAACAAACAGAAAGGAAGUUCUGUGGAAAUCCUUCACUUGUUUUUCCAAAAACAGAAGAGCUUCAGGAAACUGAUUCUCAAAACCCUGCCGGUUUUGAGACUACUACUUCUGUUCAAUAUGGGAAUUUUCCUGUUGAUGGUCCUGAAUCAGGCAGAAGUUUGUGGAUUGCACCUAGUGCGAGUUCGAGUCCUUCUUCGUCAGUGAAGGACAGAUUAUUUCAGGCUAUUCUUUGUUUGAAAGAGUAUGUAAAAGAUAGGAAUGUCCUUGUGCAGAUAUGGGUGCCUGUAAGAACAGAGGGCAGACAUGUCCUUACUACUGUUGGCCAGCCAUAUUCUCUUGAUCCAAAUUGCAAGAGUCUUGAAAGUUACAGAAAUGUUUCAGAAGCCUAUCAGUUUGCAGCUGAUGAGGAUUCUAAGGAAUUGAUUGGGUUGCCUGGUCGAGUUUUCUUGCAGAAGUUGCCUGAAUGCACUCCUGAUGUUCGUUUUUUUGGAAGUGAUGAGUACCCACGGGUUGGUUAUGCACAACAGUAUGACGUUCAUGGAUCUCUUGCCCUUCCUGUUUUUGAACGAAGCAGUAGGACUUGCUUGGGUGUUGUUGAGAUUAUCACAACCAGUCAAAAGACUAAUUAUCGUCCCGAUCUUGAAAAUAUUUGCCAAGCUCUUGAGGCUGUUAAUCUUAGGAGUUCACAAAAUUUCAACAUGCCCUCUGCAAAGGAUCGCGGCAAGUCAUACCAUGCAAGAUUGCAUGAGAUAGCAGAAGUUUUAACUUCUGUCUGCCAGAGACAUAGUUUGCCUUUAGCUCUGACGUGGGUCUCAUGUGAUGGUGAAGGUGAAGGUGGAUAUGUGCAGUCUGAUGAGAAUUAUGCUCAUUUUUUUUUUACUGUGGAGUCUGCUUGCUUCGUGGCCAAUAAAAAACUAUCAGGCUUUCUUGAUGCAUGCUCUGAGCACCAGCUCCUUCAAGGCCAAGGACUAGUUGGCAAAGCAUUUUCAACAGGAAAACAGUGUUUUGCAGCUGACAUAACUGCAUUUAGCAAGUCAAAUUAUCCUCUCUCUCAUCAUGCUCGGUUAUUUGAUUUAUGUGCUGCUGUAGCAAUUCCACUACAGAGCACAAACACUGGACCGGUUGAAUAUGUCUUGGAAUUUUUCUUGCCAAAGGAAUGCCAGGACACUCAAGAGCAAAAAUGGAUGCUGAACUCGUUGGCUAUGUUUAUAGAAAAAUCUUGCCAGACUUUAAAUCUUUCCAUGGGCAACGAGCUGGAGGAAGUCAUAUUGCCCAUUAGGGAAACGGGAGUUGCUUCAGAUGUUUCUUCCCCUUCAAAAGAAACAUCUCCAGAACAGUCAUCGUGGGUUGCACACAUGAUAGAGGCCCAACAAAAGGGUAAGGGUGUCUCUGUCUCAUGGGAUUAUGAUAAAGACCCAAAAGAAGAGUUCAAGGUGACGACACAUUGGGAUGAUGCUCAGGCAGAAUCAUAUGAUAGGCAGGUUUUUCCAGAGCUUGGGCAAUUUCAACAGAACUCUGUGGCCAAAAGUAGUGUUGAGGGUGGUGGAGACUCUUCUUCCCUUGGUGGCCGUCGGUUGGAACGAAUCAAAAAGGCAGGAGAGAAGAGGCGGACCAAGACAGAGAAGACGAUCAGCUUGCAAGUUCUUCGACAAUAUUUUGCUGGGAGCCUUAAAGAUGCUGCUAAGAGUAUUGGCGUGUGCCCUACAACUCUGAAAAGGAUAUGCAGGCAACACGGGAUCACCCGUUGGCCUUCACGAAAGAUCAAGAAGGUAGGUCACUCUUUAAGGAAACUCCAACUUGUGAUUGAUUCAGUCCAAGGUGCUGAGGGUUCUAUUCAAAUUGGGUCCUUCUAUAAUAGCUUUCCAGAAUUGAACUCCCCAAACUUCUCUGGGAAUGAUCCUUUUUCAUCAGUGAAGACAAGUGACCAUUUGAAGCCUUUAAAUCCCCAACCUGACACUGGUUUAUUCAGGACGGGUGUUACUGUUUCAAAAUCCCCAUCCUCGUCAUGCAGUCAGAGCUCUGGUUCAAGCACUUGUUGUUCCACUGGAGCAAAACAGAAUAGCACUACUGUCAAUGCCUUGAGUAGUGGAGAUGCACUGAAUGUAGAAGACUCUGGUGGGAUGCUAAAGCGAGCUCGCAGUGAUGCAGAAUUAUACGCCUUGAAUCAGGAAGAACCAAAGCUUCUUGCAAGAUCACAAAGCCAUAAAAUAUUGGGUGAGCAUGUUAAUCUUGAGUCCCUACCUCCCUUGCCAAAAGGUCGAAACCACACUCCACGAGAUAGCAGUACCUUUAGAAUCAAGGCAACUUUCGGAGAAGAAAACAUACGGUUCAGCUUGCAACCAAACUGGCGGUUUAAAGAUGUCCAACAAGAGAUUGCAAAGCGUUUUAGUAUAGACGAUUUCAACAGAAUUGAUCUCAAGUAUCUGGAUGAUGAUCAUGAGUGGGUUCUUUUGACAUGCGAUGCCGACCUAGAGGAGUGUAUAGACAUAUAUAAAUCAUCUCAGAGCCACACAAUCAAGAUCUCCCUCCAUGUAGCUUCUCACCUGAGAUUAGGAAAGGUCGUGCAUAGCUCUGCACCGUCCUAGAAUAAUGGUUGAUUUCCUUUUGUUCACGGUGGCAAAAUUCAAAGAGUAUAUAUGGUUAGGAUGUUGUGGAGCUAGCAGCUUGUGAAAUGGUGGGAGAUCUUGUUAAAUUAUUAGUAGAUUAGGAAUUAUUUCACUUUCAUUUUAGCGUUAACAGCCAUGGAAUCUACUUUUUAUGGAUCAUUGGGUGUUUUGAAAGUAUUAAUAAACUGUAGAAACUAUGGGGAUCAGAAUAAGGAAUUUGCCUGCAUGUGAAUCAUGUAAUUGCCGAUGUUUGUUAGCUGGACAGAUAUUGGAUUAAGAGGAUUGAUGGUGUGGAUUAUCACACCUGCUUUCUUUAUUAUGUCUGUAUAUGAUUCUAAGGAUAUAAUACCUGAGGCUUGAAAGCUUCAAUGGUGCCCCAAAUUCACUGUAACUUUCCUUUUAAUAG